AUGCCACCCAAAGACAACAACAGCAACAACAACAACAACAAGGAGAAAACUCAGCAACAACAGCAACCAGCGUCAGAGGAGCAGCCAGCUACAGAUGGAAUCAAGAGCAAGAAGCCUGCUGGAGCACCAAAGCGACAAAAGAUCGUCAAGGCCUGCAAAGAUUGCCGACGAAGAAAGGUCAAAUGUGACGGUGCAAUGCCCUGUGGUACAUGUCGAAGAUCAUCGAUAGACUGUAUAUUUGAAUCAACAUCACCAAAGAGAGGAGCAACAAAGCAUUAUAUUGAAUCAUUGGAGAAUCGAAUUCAUGUGAUUGAAAGAGCGCUAAAUUCGUUGGGUGGUCCUACAAUGCAAAUAGUAGAAGAGGCUGUGCGUAGGCAACAGUUGGUGGAUGAAAGUGGAGUACAAGAGGGACAACAAGCCAUCUUGCCUGAAGAUCGAUUCAUCCUGAACGAUUUGGGCAGUCCUGGCUACAUGACAGACAUCCAAUCUUCCAUGAUGUACAGCCAUAUCCACGAUUCCCAAUCUUCCAAUUCAUCGCCAUCGCCAAAGAGCAUCCACAAUCUAUCGACAUCCAGAGAGGACAUUGAGAUUGAGCAGUACCUGAGCCAGAUUCAGCCCUAUUUUCCUCUCUUUGUGCCAAAUUACCUGAAUCGCCAGUACCAUCAGCAUGAACUACCCAGAAUACUCAUUUAUGCGAUAUGCGCACUUGGAUCACACUUUCAGCAAAAUGGCGAAGAAGAGAACUACUAUCAAAAGGCCAUGAUGUUGCUGGAUGAGUCGAUUGGCAGACCGACCAUUGCCAUUGUUCAGACAUUGCUGCUGCUGAUCAAGUACAUUGAAUGCAAAAACAAUGCAUUUUACUUUGAAAAGAUCAAAAGCCUCAUGCUCAGAACCAUCGAAAUGUGCAAGAUACUAAAGUUGCAUCAACAACUUGUGAUCAAUAACAAUAGUCCCGAUCCUGAUGCUGAGACCAAAAGAAGAGCUUUUUGUAUGGUAUUCUACUAUAACACCCUUAUAUGUGUGGAGCAAGGCAUUGAAUCCACCUUUAGCAUCACUUCGCUGGAUGCUCUGUUACCGUCUAUGGAAGAAUCGAGUUCUAUUGAAUGCCUGAGAUACAUGACAUCCUUCUCGUUCACACUGUUGCAAAUUCAUCAGCACAUCCAUCGUGUAACAUCGCGACAGAAUCUGCAAAAUGAUAGACGCAGCGAAAACCAAAUCACCGAAGAAAACAUGGCGCUGCUCCAUCUCCAAGUCAUGAUUGAGAAUGAUCUGAUCCACCUACCAGCUCACCUGAACUACAACAAUACAGGCAAACUGCAGCAGUAUCCAUUUCCAGCAGCUGAAGAGGAAAACAACUGUAUUAAUGUAUCACCCAUGACGAGACUUCUCCACAUGUUGUAUCACUUGAACGUGAUACUAUUACACUUACAUUAUUUCAUGUAUCCAUUGCCACAGGGUGCAAAUAUCGAGACAACACAUUACCCACACAGACAGAUGUGUAUUUCAAGUGCCUCCAUCAUGACGAGACUAGUCGAAGGCCUAUUAUUAGACCAGAAGCAAUCAUUCAGAUAUGCCCCUGGCGGCUUACAAUUCGUAAUUCACUGCAUUACAUCUGCACGAACAGUCCUUCAUACCGAAACUCUGCUGGCAAAGGAUGCCAACACCAGCAAGGUUUACUUUGACGAAUACCAGCGAUGUGCUCAGCUUGUGCAGCAGUUUUCGUCCAUCUCGCCAUCCAACGAUCUACGCUUGCUGGACUUUGAUAAUGCCUCAUCCACAUCACCUUCGCCUAUACUGACGUCGUCGUCCUUCAACUCAUCGCCCACAGGCCUGUUUCCUAGCACAAGUGCCGCUGACACACCGAUGGCGACAAAGCAGCGCAGAAACACCAUUUCUGAUCGACCCUAUCCGCAAAGAAACCCUUCUUAUCCAAUCGUAGUACCUCAAUCCUUACUGCAGUCUUCAAGCACUGAUGUGAAUCAGUUUUCUAUACAUCACCAGCCAUUACACAAUAUUCAUGCAACACCACUUCAUAUUCAUCAGUCGCCCAUGCAUGCUGCCACUGUGCCUCCCAUGACGGGCAGAACAUUGAGGGGCUCCACACAGUCAUGUCAAGACUUGCGGUCCAUGAACAGACUACACAAGACCAUGGCUAGCAGUACCUCACCGCAACAACAGCAUUUCAACGCCUCGUUUACGCAGCAUCGUAAGCCAGUGUCAUCCAUCAUCUCUUCCAGCACUGCGAGUACAGCACCAAGCCCUUAUCGUCAUUUCGGUGCUGGAAACAACAAUGGAAGCGUUGUUAGUAAUACCAGCAGUCGAAAUGUAUCGCCUAGCUUACCGUAUGGCAAACCUAAUUAUCACCACGGUGCUACAAACGAUGCACUGAUUCCAAUUGUCCCACCUCAUCCCUCCCAAUCAGCAGGAUUCCCUAGACAACAGCAGCAGCAAUCACAGUCGCAAUCACAGCCAGGAAAGAUUAGACGGAUCAAGAAGAGUGUAUCGCACCAUGGAUUAUCAAACACAUAUCAACGCCAACAGCAACAAAUGCAGCAGCAGCAGCAGCAGCAGCAGCAGCAGCAAUAUCAGUUAUAUCAGCAGCAGCAACAGCAACAGCAAUAUCAAUUCCAACAACAAUUUAGCCAGCUAUUCUAUACCCCAUCUCCACAACCACAGUUAUCCCAACAUCACCAACAACAACAACAGCAGCAGCAGCAGCAGCUCCAUCGUCCAUACCAACCUAGCUACGAUGAUGGCAUGAAGCUUGCUUCUGAUGUUGUUGUCGAUGAUUUCUCCAUGAAUGUUGAUUUGAAUUUUCUUAAUGCCUACCCUUUAACCACCAAUGAUGACCAUCUAGGAUCAAGAUCUGAGGGUCAUCAACUAUUAUAA
Mucor velutinosus is the source of this 2889-nucleotide messenger RNA. RefSeq lists its product as uncharacterized. The coding region runs from base 1 to 2889 and encodes 962 amino acids. Gene Ontology annotation, molecular function: zinc ion binding; DNA-binding transcription factor activity, RNA polymerase II-specific; DNA binding. The transcript is spliced from 4 exons. The record is from RefSeq and is a predicted model, not a curated record. Gene Ontology annotation, biological process: DNA-templated transcription; regulation of DNA-templated transcription. Gene Ontology annotation, cellular component: nucleus. Lineage: Eukaryota; Fungi; Mucoromycota; Mucoromycetes; Mucorales; Mucoraceae.